AUGGACAGGUACUCUGUGUUCACCAAAGCUGAGAAAUGGUGUAUUGUCUCCAUGGUCUCGUACGCCGCCUGGUUUUCGACUCUAAGUAGCUUUAUUUACUUCCCCGCCGUACACCUGCUCUCCGAGGACCUCUCAGUCUCGGUUGAUAAGAUCAACUUGACUAUCACCUCGUACAUGGCGGUCGCGACGAUAGCGCCCACGCUUGUUGGUGACGCCGCAGAUGUCCUUGGUCGCAGGCCUGUGUACAUGGUUACGCUGAGCCUCUACGUAGUGGCGAAUAUUGUUAUCGCCUUGUCAAAGUCGUAUAAUGCGCUGCUUGGUCUUCGAACAUUUUCGGUUGCUUACGGCGUAAUCACUGACGUCGCGUCCCCGGCGGAAAGAGGUUCCUUCGUAAGCGCUGUGUCCUUCGCGUCAGUAAGUAUAACAAUUGCGCCAAGUAUUGGACCAAUACUAGGAGGUGCAUUGAGCUAUGCCGCUGGCUGGACUUGGAUCUUCUGGUUUUUGUCCAUUGCUGCGGGACUGUGCUUGGUUAUAAUCAUUCUUUUCCUCCCUGAAACCUCUCGGAGUAUCGUUGGGAAUGGAUCGGUUAGGCCACCAAAACAUCUACGACUACCGAUUCCGACAUUAAUGCGCCGCUGGGUACCUGAUAGCGACCAGAGUGCGCAGCAAGCGCGGCGGAUUCCCAAUCCCUUGAAGUCUCUGACAAUACUUACCCGUAAAGAUAACGCUACCAUUAUCUUCGCCUGCGGUUUACUUUACGUCGUAUAUACAUGCAUUAAUGCGUCGCUCUCCGUUUUAUUUAUAAACAUUUAUAAUCUCAACCAGUGGCAGGCCGGUAUAAUAUACCUUCCUUUCGGUGUCGGCGGCAUGGUGUCUACUUUCUUCUCGGGACCCCUACUUGACAGAGCAUACCGAAGAGCCAGAACGAAACGUGACUUAUCAACGGACAAAGUGGUUGGAGAUGAUUUGGACAAUUUCCCAAUUGAAAAGGCCCGUCUUAGCGUUAUAUGGACACCCCUGAUCAUCACAACUAUGACAAUUAUCGCUUUUGGCUGGACAUUACAUUACAACAAGCACAUCUCAAUUCCCCUCGUCCUUCAAUUCGUCGCCGGCUUGUGUAUGCAGCUCGACUUCAGCAUCUACAAUACCCUCCUGGUAGAUAAGAACCAUAGAACCCCGGCGGCUGCCCAGGCUUCCAGUAACAUCGUGCGCUGUACAUUAGCUGCUAUUACAGUAUCUUUUCUUCAAAAUCUGAUUGAUGCCCUGGGCAUCGGUUGGACAUUUACAUUCAUGGGCGGUUUAUGCUUGGUUGUCCUAGGCCUCUUUUUAGUGGACUAUCAGAAAGGGACGCAAUGGCGACAAUGGAGGAUAGCCUCAGAUUCAUCGUAGUAUGUUUUUUUUUUUAAAAAAAAAAAGAAGAAAAAAAGAGUGUU
Molecule: messenger RNA, 1433 nt
Organism: Daldinia caldariorum
Lineage: Eukaryota; Fungi; Ascomycota; Sordariomycetes; Xylariales; Hypoxylaceae
Product: multidrug resistance protein
Exons: 5
Coding region: 1-1389 (462 amino acids)
Biological process (GO): transmembrane transport
Cellular component (GO): membrane
Molecular function (GO): transmembrane transporter activity
Source: RefSeq, a predicted model, not a curated record